AUGGACGACGGCGAACCUUCUACCGGAAGCAGCUGCAGCAGCGGCGGAGGCGGAGGCGGAGGGAACUGGACGAACGAGAAGCACGUGAAUUUCUUGAACUCGAUGGAGGCCACCUUCGUUCGUACAAUGCUAUUUGAAAACCACAACUCGUCCUUCCACCGCCACCACCACCACCUCCGCCUCGAUCGGUGCCUGCCGGACAGCUUGGAGUCAACUCUCGACUCCGCCAAAUCACGGCGGCAGAAGAAGUCCCCGAUCGGCUCCGCCGCCACCUCAUCAGAUUCGGUCGGGUCGAGAAGCAAAUUGAGGUGGAGGAAUGGACACAAGAAAUCAAGAAGAUCGACGAUGUCGUCUUCUCAUACUCGUAAUCAGAAUACUCAAACCGGCAAUUCAUCAUCACACGAUCAGGUGGUGCCGCAGCUUGAUAAGAGGAACGGCGAUAACGACGAAAGAGAUUCCUCCAAAGGGUAGUGCAUGAUAGCUAGCUAUAGCAGAAACAAUGUCUACAGCCUGAGGAAGAACAAGAUAUACAAGCCCGGCUAUCUACU
Molecule: messenger RNA, 548 nt
Organism: Linum tenue
Lineage: Eukaryota; Viridiplantae; Streptophyta; Magnoliopsida; Malpighiales; Linaceae
Source: the annotation of a GenBank genome assembly